AAAUGUCAUUAUUUGUGUCCAUAAUAAAGAAGGCUAAUGCUAAAAGCAGUGUUCACAGAUAAAGGGGGAACGGUGGAGGGGAGGGCGAACUAGUGAGCGGAGAUAUAAGAGUUCGGGUUGUUGGCUGGGGCAGUUGUCGAGAGGUAGGCUAUUGCAAUUGUGUUACAAACCGAAAAAAACGAUUAAAUCCGCCGUCGCAGCUGCCGAAACAACGGUAGCAUGGUAGCUUUGGACUGGGGUUUCCAAGACGAGCGCCGAUAUCUACACGUUACUGUAAUUUUAACACCGAAUUACUUAUCCCCCUGAUCGAGUCGGGUAAACCACCGUCCGAGAUGGGGAAGGAGGUUAAUGGUGUUUCGCGGAGCCGGUUUGAGAUGUUCUCAAACAGCGACGAGGCCGUCAUCAAUAAGAAACUGCCCAAGGAGCUGUUGCUACGAAUCUUCUCCUUUCUGGAUGUGGUGACACUCUGUCGCUGUGCCCAGGUCUCACGGUCGUGGAAUGUGCUCGCCCUGGACGGCAGUAAUUGGCAGAGGAUUGACCUUUUCGACUUUCAGAGAGAUAUUGAGGGGCGAGUGGUGGAGAACAUUUCGAAACGAUGUGGGGGAUUCCUGAGGAAGUUGAGUCUGCGGGGCUGUCUGGGGGUGGGGGACAGCGCUCUGAGAACCUUCUCCCAGAACUGCAGGAAUAUUGAGCUGCUUAGUUUAAAUGGCUGCACCAAGAUUACUGACAGCACAUGUAAUAGCCUCAGUAAGUUCUGUCCCAAGCUCAAGCACUUGGACCUCGCGUCCUGUACCUCAAUCACCAACCUGUCACUCAAAGCACUUAGCGAGGGCUGUCCUCUGUUAGAGCAGCUCAACAUCUCGUGGUGUGACCAGGUGACUAAGGAUGGCAUCCAGGCCUUGGUACGAUGCUGUCCCGGACUCAAAGGCCUUUUCCUCAAGGGCUGCACACAGUUGGAGGAUGAAGCACUGAAGCACAUUGGUGCACACUGUCCAGAGCUGGUCACUCUCAACUUACAGACGUGUUCGCAGAUCACAGAUGAAGGUCUCAUUACUAUAUGCCGGGGCUGUCACCAUCUGCAGUCGCUGUGUGUCUCAGGUUGUGCCAACAUCACAGACGCCAUCCUCCACGCCUUGGGACUGAACUGCCCGCGCCUCAGAAUAUUAGAGGUGGCUCGCUGCUCUCAGCUCACAGAUGUGGGCUUCACUACACUGGCAAGGAAUUGUCAUGAGCUGGAAAAGAUGGACCUGGAAGAGUGUGUGCAGAUCACGGACGGCACACUCAUCCAGUUGUCCAUCCACUGCCCUCGUCUGCAAGUUCUGAGCCUGUCUCACUGUGAGCUGAUUACUGAUGAUGGCAUCAGACAUCUGGGCAGCGGGCCCUGUGCCCACGACCGGCUGGAGGUGAUCGAGCUGGACAACUGCCCCCUGAUCACGGACGCCUCGCUGGAGCACCUGAAGACCUGCCACAGCCUGGACCGCAUCGAGCUCUACGACUGCCAGCAGAUCACCCGCGCAGGCAUUAAGAGACUAAGGACCCAUCUACCUAACAUCAAAGUGCACGCGUAUUUCGCCCCAGUCACCCCACCACCCUCGGUCGGGGGGAGUCGCCAGAGAUUCUGUCGUUGCUGUAUCCUGCUAUGAUGUGAAGACUGCGCCCCCCCCAAAAAAAAAAAAAUCUGCCCUUCCACCCAACCUGGCUCGGCCUGGUCCGAUCCGGCCUCCAGGUAUACAUGCUGGUGUGCCCCCCCCCCCCCCCCCCCCCGAUUGGAGCUGCAGAGAGAGGGAGAGAGCCCAACCACCACAGGGUCUGGGAAGAACCUUCCCCACGACGUUCCCAAACCCACUCACAACAGCCUUUGUCAAACACACAAAUAAACACACACCCACACACACAUCACCACAGAUGAGCGUCAGUACAUUCCCUGCUGUCCCCAGGCCCAUGUGCUAAAGACCACCCAGCAUUACAGGGAGGAUUACAUAAUAGAACCACUGCUGUUUACAGAUUAGGCUCCUGAUACACUGUAUGGACUACAUGAAACUAGGGCUCACUGGAUACAAGGUUCCCAAUGGACUAGUAUGACCUUUUACUGAAGGAUCAGGAAGAUAGGUUUGGAUCAGAAACUCACAUCCAAUGUGUCUGGGUGUUGGGAGGAUAACCAGAAACAUGGCUAGAGCUAUGAGGAUAUUGGUUUGGUAGGAAUGCCCUCAGAAUCUUUCAACGACUGACAAGCUACCUCUAGACAUAACUGCUCUUUGUUAUCCUCUGGUUCCAGACUGCCCACUCCAAACAUAUAGCUAGGCCAGUUUUUUUUUUAUUACAAAAGACCGGUUUCCAUUGGCACUUUGAAGUCAACCCAGGUUGGACUGUCCUUGGUGGGCAAGCUGAAAUUGCGUUUCCGCUGCCUCCAAAUAGAAUAAAUGAUGUCAUGUUGCUAUGUAGUCAAUAUGUGACUGCAGCUGGCUUCGCUAAUGUUGCUAACUGGCAAGAUGUUGACGAAGUUAAAGCAUUGUGAGGGUGAAUUUAAAUAACUUUAACCCAUACUCCUGUCAGUGCUAGCCAUACUCGGAGCCAUGUAUUUAGCUUGCUAACUAGCCAAACGGUUAGCGUUGCCAUUCGCAAACCAGGCAACCGGUUUAAUAUGAUGCAACUACGACCUGGCCAGCUACAAUUCCUGCUAGCUCAUUUUAGCUAGCUACAGUAGCUUGUUUUAACUCUGAAAUGCUAGCUAAUAAUGGUAGCUAUCAUUUUAGGGCUGACUGUUGUCAUAAAGGUUUGUGUAGUGCAAAGAUAUAUGGAUCCAGCUGUGGUGGUAAUUCGUGUCAUGUCUAACUACUGCAUUACUGCUUGUCCAUGUGCUAGCUGUCAGCUCACACACCCAGAUGAGCUAGCUAAACGUUGGGAGCACCCAGCAGUGAUUUUUUAAUUUACAUAUAUUUUUUUUUUUAACUGCGUUACCAGCUUGACCAGUUGUGAAACUGGCCUGCUCUGGCUCGAAUUUGGGAAUUCCAUUCGAAACAGUUCUAAUUUGGCCCUAAUUUUAAGUGCUAGUGGAAAAUGGUGUCUUCUACAACCAUUAAACUGCCCCCCCCCCCCCCCCCAAACACACACACUCACAAACAUAGUGUAGAUGCAGUAGGUGGUAGUUCUUAUCUAGACUCAAAGUAGCUGCAAAGUAGCUGCAGCUUAAUGCAGGCCUGCUAGGGGAUAUGCUGAGUUUAUCCAGCAAAAUUAUGACAGAGUCUCUGACUCACCUAAUAGUUUACUGCCACAUGACUACACACACUUGAACAUGCGCGCGCACACACACACACAGCUCAAUACCCUUUCCCCCUUCCCCUUUCUCUGUUACAAUCAGAAGCUUCAUUGUACAAAAAAAAAGAGAGAAUGGUGAAUAUUUUUCUAAAAAGGACACCAAUUGAGACUUACACGUGGGGACUUGAGAAGAUGCCAAAUGUUGCAUGUAACAAUUCUAGUUUUUUAAAUGUAAUAUAUGUAAGUACUGUGGAAAUCCAGCCCCGCAGCCAGCUAAACCACACCACAGACCAUGGUGUGAAGGAGAGAUUUACAUCAAUGGGUCUCGCACUAUGAACUAUGUUAAGCCAAACACGUACUGUGUGUGUGUGUGUGUGUGUGUGUGUGUGUGUGUGUGUGUGUGUGUGUGUGUGUGAGAGAGAAUGUUCCGGGGCUAUGGGGAGUAGUUUGGACAGUGAACCAUUUUGGAGACAUAAUAAACCAGGCCCCUGGCAAGCUAGUCUUAACAACAGCAAAAUAUAGAAUACAGACACAAACUCAUAAAAUAAAAAAGAUUGACGUCACUGCGAGUUUGUGAUGCCAGACAGACCAGGAGAACGGAAAGAAAAAGCAAACCGAAAACAAAGUAUCUGUAUUUUUAUUUUGUUGCUUUUAGUCUUUUUUUUCCCUUGUUGAUGAACAUUAUUUAUGAAUGCGAGCUGGUGAACCACACAUGGGUAGGAGGAGAUGCCCAGUGUUGCUCGCGGGCACCGGGAUCUGGUCAGUGACAGUGAUGCCCCUUCAACUCCCAUGAGGUCUUGCAGGGGAGAGGGUGCCAUUGAAGUUGACCCUGCCACCAGCGCAACGCCCCCUCUUUCUGCCUGGAUCCAGUGACAUGAGAGGAGGAGGGGCCGCUGGGAUUGGAUAGGAACAAGGAAGUUGUUUAGAAUCUUGACCUGGAGUGAGCUGAGCACACAACACUGGCCUGCUGACAGAUGUUGGAGUGCAGGGGUAUGUGUCCCAAAACGCCACAACUACCACCUUAUGAAAAGACUUUGACCCCUGUUCAUGAGUAUCAAAGCCUUUCAUCUGGAUCCUUCCUCCUCUCCCACACUUUAACCUUCUCUGUUUUCUGUCUCUCCUCUUCGAUUCUCUCUGUUCUGUUUUUCUUUUUGUAGUUGUCUUUGUUUUAGCCUUUUUCUGUUCAAGUUGGUGACUUCUACAUCUCGUUCUCACCCCUCGCCACUCUCUUUUCUGUUUGGUGUGUUUUGGGGUGGGGCUGUUUUUGUUUUGCAUUCAGUCAUGAGUUCAGUGUUAAGUUUGAGCCCUCUUGCAGUCCUUGGUUUUUGGUCUUAUGCGGUUUGUGUUCUAUUACGAGUUCUUGUUACCUACUGUCCAGAGUGUAGCCUUUGUACAGGGGGAAGGGUUGGACACAGUGCAAUUUGUAAAAUAAGUUAAUGAUGAGGAUGAACCGGUGUCCAUUGUAUGUAUAAUGGAUGCUAUACAACGUGUUGAAUGUGUUUCCAUGAAGGUGUUGUCUGGGAACGUGGGGAGUUAGGGCCUAGGUUGUGUGCUGAUGUAGCAGAAACAGAUUCCUCUCCUGAUGUGCUUUCCCUUUACUUGUUAUGCCUUGCUUUGGGGAUCCCCUAACACCAUGAUGCAGCCCAGCCCACUGUAGAAACAAAUCUGAGUUGGUACGCCCAAUAGGAACGUUUUAAUGUUCCCUAAAAAUGCAUAUUUCCUUCUAAGAUUCAAACAAACCAACAGGCAAAACAUUUAAUGAUGAUUAUUUUCUAUUUUGUGAUUUGUCAGCCAGGGGUAGAAGUGGGAGGGGGAUAAUACAAACUGAGAUGAAUCUAGUCUGAUCUGUUUUGUUGAAUGUGGGUUUAUGGGGGAUUAGAGAACAUACAGGAGCCAAGAUGGCAGAGAUGCAUAAUGUACUCUCGUACUACUCACCCUCUGGCUACGUGCAACUGUGCUUCCACUGCUCUGUACGGUCUGAAGUUACUGGAAGGAAAGUCAUGGUGAAGCCUGGAUCCAGAACACCUGUUUGCCCUCUUCACACAGUUGCUGAGUCACAGGCACCACUUCUACUCGCUUAGUCAUACACAGACACACUGAGACACACACGGUACGCACUGACCAUUUGCACUCCCAUGGUCCUCUCUGAAUCAUAACUCAGUUGAGAGCGAAGGUAUGCAGAGUAGACAUGCAAGCCUACACAUACACACUAUUGACAGCACAGACAACAGGCAAAUUCAGACUCGAGCAGUACCUUUUAGAAUGUAUUCAGUAUACAAACACAUGAGAACAUGUCCAUACCGGGUUCUCAUAAACUACACAAACUAUCCUGUAGAAUGUCAAGACGAAACACAUGCAAAACAAUUAUACUGCUUCAUUCCACUUUUUUCCCCAGCAGUUUACAUGAAAGAUGACAGAUGACUGAAUUCUGGAUCGGUCCACUCAGUCCCUAUGACUAGGCUGUGUGUUGGAGGGGGUAGGGGAGGAGGGAUGGCUGCGUGAACAAGAUGGUGGAUCUAAAGUGUGUCCUUGGUAGUUUGACACCCGGGGAUUACUUUACUUUUUUAAUUUUUUUUUUAUUUACUUUACACAAUGACUGUAGUUCAUAUAAAUUAAUGUCAAUCUUUUUUCCUUUUUUUUUCUUUUCUUUUUUUUUUUUUACAAUUAACUGAUUAUAAAUAAAUAUGUAUGUAUGAAUAAAUAUAUAACUAUAUAUUAUUAA
This is a messenger RNA of Oncorhynchus mykiss (rainbow trout), 5977 nucleotides long. Its product is annotated as F-box/LRR-repeat protein 20. NCBI's taxonomy places the organism in Eukaryota, Metazoa, Chordata, Actinopteri, Salmoniformes, Salmonidae. Gene Ontology annotation, biological process: SCF-dependent proteasomal ubiquitin-dependent protein catabolic process. Gene Ontology annotation, molecular function: protein binding. The record is from RefSeq and is a predicted model, not a curated record. Gene Ontology annotation, cellular component: SCF ubiquitin ligase complex.